AUGCCGUCAAACUACCGAACCACCGCCGCUUUUAAGUGGUAUGAGCAGGGUGCUGCUGAUGGAAUGCGCCCCUCCCGUCUCCCGGAGUAUGAGACGGAUGGCCAAGGCAGAGUUCAGGUUGCCGUUGGCGAGAAGUACUGCCGCGCCUCCGAUGACGAUGGCGAGACCCUGUGCCCCAACCGAAAGGCUUGGUCUUCCCUGGGUGCUCUAAAGAAGCACAUCAAGGUGGCCCAUGGCCUGGAGGUGGCUCCCUCCGUCCAGGGUAGCCUAACGUCCUUCGAGGACAACAAGAUGGCCAAGUUCUACCGCGACAUGUACCGGCUGGCCACCGGUGAGGACGUGGAGCUCUCCACUCCUCGUAAGGCAAAGGCUGUCGCUGCCGACAAGGAGGCUCUGUUGGCCCUUCCUCUAAAGGAGAAUGGUACUCCUGACUUCGACAAGAUGAAGAAUGCCACCGGUCGUGCUUGCCCUCCCCCGUCCUACGCCACCGAUUGUGUGGUUUGGCGCGCCCAUCGCCACCCUGACCUGGGUGCAGACGAGGAGAUCUCCGUGGCCGUCCCUCGCCCCUCCUCCACCCGCCGCAAUCGCCGUGUGUCCCGUGCCCGCGCGGCUACCCCCCCGUUGGGCGUCUCUCCCCUCGCCGGCAACGGCAACAAUUAA
This is a messenger RNA of Phaeoacremonium minimum UCRPA7, 660 nucleotides long. RefSeq lists its product as hypothetical. The record is from RefSeq and is a predicted model, not a curated record. Bases 1 to 660 code for a protein of 219 amino acids. The transcript has 8 exons. NCBI's taxonomy places the organism in Eukaryota, Fungi, Ascomycota, Sordariomycetes, Togniniales, Togniniaceae.